UGAAGCGAUUUGUUAUUUUAUGUAGCUUUUCGGGGUUCAGUCAGAACCCGUCAAACACAGAGACACACCACGUUUCUUUAAUAAAAUUACCUAUAAACACAGAAGAAAAUAAAUCCAAAUGCUUCUCAUUUCUCUCCGGCAGCAGAACUGCAUUAAUACAAAUCGCGAGUGAGAGCAUCACACAUGCCCGGGAUUUUUGGAAGGAGAAGUGGUCUUUAAGGUUUAAGGAAGGCGGCUGUGAGUGUGGUACAGGCGGAGGAAGGGAGGGGAGGGGGGAGAGAGAGAAAACUACCUACCGGCAACAGCAGCUCAGGCAGGGGAGAGAGGGAGAGAGAAAGAAAGAGAUAGAACCUCAGUUCAACACACACACACGCACACACACACACACACACUCGAUCACCAUGGACUGGCAUUGAGGUAGCAGAAACAAGGGAAGAAAUAAGACAGACGAGAGAGAAAGGGAGGGAAAGCGACUGGAGGAGAGAGAGAGAGAGAGAGAUAGAGAGAGAGAGAGAACGCGUGCUGUGGUUUUCAAGAAGGCAGAGAAAUCUAUUUUUCUGGUUCCGGUUUUGAUGCUGGUGGAGGUGCAAUAAGUUAUUUUUUUAUUUUUUUUAAAUGAAUAUAUAUUUUUUCAUUAAUUGUAUAGAGAGAGAUUCUUCCUCUUGGGCAGCAACCCUCCCUCCUUCUCUUUCUUCCAUGCAAAAAGAACCAUGAGUUCAUAUUUUGUAAAUCCUCUGUUCUCAAAAUACAAAGGAGGGGAGUCGCUGGAGCCAGCUUACUACGAUUGCAGGUUUCCUCAGAGCGUCUCCCGGAGCCAUGCUCUGGUUUACGGUCCAGGUGCAGCGGCUCCCGGCUUCCAACACCCGAGCCAUCACGUCCAAGACUUCUUCCACCACGGAACUGCCACCGUCUCCAACUCGGGCUUUCAACAGAGCCCGUGUGCGCUGGCCUGCCACGGCGACACCUCCAAGUUCUAUGGGUACGACUCUCUCCCCAGGCCGUCGCUUUACGGGCCCCAGACAGAAGCGACCCCGGCUCCCUACCCAGACUGUAAAUCCACCGGCGCUGGCUCCAGCGAGGGACAAAACCAUCUAGCCCAAAAUUCAACUCCCAGCCUCAUGUUCCCCUGGAUGAGACCACACGCUCCAGGGAGACGUAGCGGAAGACAAACGUACAGCAGAUACCAGACCCUGGAGCUCGAGAAGGAGUUUCUAUUCAACCCUUACCUGACACGCAAGCGCCGGAUCGAGGUGUCCCACGCGCUGGGUCUGACGGAGAGGCAGGUCAAGAUCUGGUUCCAGAACCGCCGGAUGAAAUGGAAAAAGGAAAACAACAAAGACAAGUUUCCGGGACAGCGGGGGGACGAGGAGGAGAAAGAAGCCGAGGAAGAAGGGGAAGGGGAAGGAGAGGGAGAGGGAGAGGAGAAAGAGGCCGAGGAGAAAGAGACCGAGGAGAAGAAGGAAUGAUUUUACGACGUUCUGGUUUUUAUGGUUAUGUGGUAAAAGAGGAUGUUUACGACCAUCGUUUAAUUUUAGAGAGUGAAGAAAUUCACAUGCGGAAGACACUGUCAGCCCUUUUUUCUUUUGAUUCCACGCCUCACCCCCAAUGUCCACAAUAAAAAGGGGGUCAACACGGUUCACUGAAAAACAAUCUUAAUAUUAAUAACGCAAACAACAGAGCCUCCUACUGUCAUAUAAAACUAUGCUAUGUUAAAUCAAUGAUAUUUAUUCGUCUUCAUUCGAUGUUUAGAAUGAACCACACCGUCUUUGGCAUGAGAUAAGCUAUAAAAUUAGUUAGGUUUUUAAUAAUCAACUUCUACUACCUAUUUGUAAAAUUACACAAUGAAUGAUAUUAUAUUAUACACGGUACACACACAGUAUAGUGGGUAGGAUGCCCAGAUUGCAAUUUUAUUGCAGCUAUUUUACUUGGAAGAAAAAUGCUGGCUUAUUAGUUUAUUGUUUCUUUUGGGGGAAAAAAAUCUGAUACCGCAUUUAAAAUAAUAAUAUAAUAAUAAUAAUAAUAAUAAUAAUAAUAAUAAUAAUAAUAAUAAUAUCGUGCUGCUGUUUAAUUGAAAUGAUAGUUUACACUUUGUACUGUUAGAACAGUGUCUUUAGCACUACCUUCCAGUAAUCCUUCAAAUACUACCUAUAAAAAAGGGAACUGACAGUAAUAAUAAAAGAGAAAACACUCCCAGGAGUUAAAAACGCUAUUUUUAAUGUUACUUGAAAGCGAACUGCAUAGAAGUUUUUGGACUAAACGCAAGCUUGUAGAAAUACUAUGUAAAGUUUCUACCUAAUCUAUGUAAUUAUAUUGUUGUACGUGCUCUUACCCCCCCCCCCCCGACAACUGAAACUGCCUAGAUACGCGCUCAAUACCGUUUCAUUUCUAUUGUGUUUGUGGUGUAGGUUAGACGAUACACGCACUGAGUAUAUCCCCUUCCCUCUAUGGCUUGCUAUGUACUUGUUGUUUAAGACAUGCUCGUUCAUUUGUUUUUAAGUAAAAUAAUAUAAAGUAUAGUUUUGAGUGUUCACUUAUUGAAAUGUAACACGCUGUUCACGAACACGGUUCAGUACAGCAGUAACUCUGUAUUGUAUGUGUGUCAUGUUAAGUACAUUGUAAUGAUUAUAAUGCUCAUUAAUAAAUAAUAAACACGA
This is a messenger RNA of Polyodon spathula (Mississippi paddlefish), 2654 nucleotides long. RefSeq names its product homeobox C8a (gene hoxc8a). NCBI's taxonomy places the organism in Eukaryota, Metazoa, Chordata, Actinopteri, Acipenseriformes, Polyodontidae. The transcript has 2 exons. Gene Ontology annotation, biological process: regulation of transcription by RNA polymerase II. Gene Ontology annotation, molecular function: DNA-binding transcription factor activity, RNA polymerase II-specific; RNA polymerase II transcription regulatory region sequence-specific DNA binding. The record is from RefSeq and is a predicted model, not a curated record. Gene Ontology annotation, cellular component: nucleus. Bases 711 to 1466 code for a protein of 251 amino acids.